GCUGUGGGCAGGGAGCCGGGCUCGGCCGCCAGCACUAAAGAUGGAGAGGCGCCGGGGCCUCGCAGGGGAGGGGGCUCGGCGUUGACGUGGGACGCGGCGGAGGCGCCGCAGCCGGUGGUGAUUUGCUAACCUCGCUGCACAGAGGAGUUGAGGGCGAUGAGAGCGGGUACUGCGAACUGCCGGGCGCUGCCGCCGCUGCCGCCGUGAUUCCGAGAGCAACAGUUCCCCAGCGCACCCCUCCCCGGCGCAGGCACACACCUCCCCAGCCGCACGCACGCCCACCCCACGCGCCCGGCUCGGCAGCGCCCAGGGCACAUACCCUGCCCCGCCACGCAGAGCCCGGAAGGACAGAGAGCCUCAUGCCUAAGCUGUGGGGUGCACCAUGGAUCUGACGAAGAUGGGCAUGAUCCAGCUGCAGAACCCCAGCCACCCCACGGGGCUCCUGUGCAAGGCCAACCAGAUGCGGCUGGCGGGGACCCUGUGCGAUGUGGUCAUCAUGGUGGACAGCCAGGAGUUCCACGCCCACCGCACGGUGCUGGCCUGCACCAGCAAGAUGUUCGAGAUCCUCUUCCACCGUAACAGCCAGCACUACACCCUGGACUUCCUCUCGCCAAAGACCUUCCAGCAGAUCCUGGAGUAUGCCUACACGGCCACGCUGCAGGCCAAGGCGGAGGACCUCGACGACCUGCUGUACGCGGCCGAGAUCCUGGAGAUUGAGUACCUGGAGGAGCAGUGCCUGAAGAUCCUGGAGACCAUCCAAGCCUCUGAUGACAAUGACACGGAGGCCACCAUGGCAGAAGGUGGGGCCGAGGAGGAGGAGGACCGCAAGGCCAGGUACCUCAAGAACCUCUUCAUCUCGAAGCAUUCCAGCGAGGAGAGUGGCUACGCCAGCGUGGCCGCGCCCAGCCUGGCGGGGCCCCUGGUGGACCAGAGUCCUUCCGUUUCCACCUCCUUUGGCCUCUCGGCCAUGAGUCCCACCAAGGCGGCGGUGGACAGUCUGAUGACCAUCGGACAGUCUCUCUUGCAGGGAACGCUGCAGCCUCCCGCGGGGCCCGAGGAGCCCACUCUGGCCGGGGGCGGGCGGCACCCGGCAGCGGCGGCCGAGGUGAAGGCGGAGAUGAUGCAGGUAGAUGAGGUGCCCGGCCAGGAGAGCCCUGGCACCGCCGAGUCCAGCCUUUCCGGUGGCCUGGGGGACAAAGUGGAGGAGAGGGGCAAGGAGGGGCCCGGCACCCCCACCCGGAGCAGCGUCAUCACGAGUGCCCGGGAGCUGCAUUAUGGGCGUGAGGAGAGUGCCGAGCAGCUGCAGGCUUCCGCCGAGGCUGGCCAGGCCCCCCCGGGCCGCCCAGAGCACCCCGGACCCCCCGCCGAGAAACCCCUGGGCCUCUACUCCGUGUUGCCCAACCACAAGGCCGACGCCGUGCUGAGCAUGCCGUCGGCCGUGACCUCCGGCCUCCACGUGCAGCCCGCCCUGGCCGUCUCCAUGGACUUCAGCACCUACGGGGGGCUGCUGCCGCAGGGCUUCAUCCAGAGGGAGCUGUUCAACAAGCUGGGCGAGCUGGCCGUGGGCAUGAAGUCGGAGAGCCGGAGCCUGGGGGAGCAGUGCAGCGUGUGUGGGGUGGAGCUGCCUGACAAUGAGGCCGUGGAGCAGCACAGGAAGUUGCACAGUGGGAUGAAGACCUACGGGUGCGAGCUCUGCGGGAAGCGGUUCCUGGACAGUUUGCGGCUGAGAAUGCACUUACUAGCUCACUCAGCGGGGGCCAAAGCCUUCGUCUGCGACCAGUGCGGGGCCCAGUUUUCAAAGGAGGACGCGCUGGAGACGCACAGACAGGCACACACUGGCACGGACAUGGCCGUCUUCUGUCUGCUGUGUGGGAAGCGCUUCCAGGCGCAGAGCGCGCUCCAGCAGCACAUGGAGGUCCACGCGGGCGUGCGCAGCUACAUCUGCAGCGAGUGUAACCGCACCUUCCCGAGCCACACGGCCCUCAAACGCCACCUGCGCUCACACACAGGCGACCACCCGUACGAGUGUGAGUUCUGUGGCAGCUGUUUCCGUGAUGAGAGCACCCUCAAGAGUCACAAGCGCAUCCACACCGGUGAGAAGCCCUACGAGUGUAACGGCUGCGGCAAGAAGUUCAGCCUCAAGCACCAGCUGGAGACUCACUACCGGGUGCACACAGGAGAGAAGCCGUUCGAGUGCAAACUCUGCCACCAGCGUUCCCGGGACUACUCGGCCAUGAUCAAGCACCUGCGCACGCACAACGGCGCCUCCCCCUACCAGUGCACCAUCUGCACCGAGUACUGCCCCAGCCUGUCGUCCAUGCAGAAGCACAUGAAGGCGCACAAGCCCGAGGAGAUCCCGCCCGACUGGAGGAUAGAGAAGACUUACCUGUACCUGUGCUAUGUGUGAGGCUGGCCCCGGCGCCAGAGAGAGAGAGAGAGGGAGAGGGAGAGGGAGAGAGAGAGGGAGAGAGGGCGGCAGUCCAGGGAGGACUGUGCCAAACCAAGGAAAAAGAAAAAGAAAAAAAAAAAAGGAAAAAAAAUAGGGAAAAAAAUAAAGCUUCCAGAGAGGAGUUCGCUGGGUCCCUCUCGGCUUCUCUCUGAGGCUCCAGGUGACCCCCCCCACCCCGUGCCGCUGCACCCCUUCCUGGGGGCCCUUCAUCCCCGCCCCCUGCUAUCCUGGGCUGGAGGCUGGCCUGGUGUUCCCCGGGGUGAGGCUGAGGGGGGAACAGCGGGGUUCAGCUCAGAGAGGGUGUGUUGUCUGCCUCCCCCCCCACCCUGCGGUGUCCAGAAAAGAGGCCGGGAGGGAGGGGUGCCUGGUUAGACCCCCGACAAUCUGCUGCUCCCCUGCUCACAAAACCCCGCCCCCUAAAGAUGGGAUUGACAGGAGGCAGUGGGAGGGGCAGCCUGGGGAGGGGGGACACGGACUCAGAACAGCAACUCUAGUUUUCCGGGAGAAGCUUGGGCUGUGUGUGGGGGGGUAGGGGGAGCUCCUUCCUCCCCGAGCGUCCCCCCGCCACCCCGGCCUCGCAGCCUCUUCCUCCUCCAGCUGCCCGCUGGGCCCCCCAGCUCCCCUUCCCGAGGGCAUCAGAGAAUGGGGGGCUGCCCGGCCUGGCCACACCCUCUCUCCCAUCACAAGCGCAUUGCUACUGAGCUGCUUUGGCUUCCAGAAAGGAGAGGCAGAGUGAGGGGUAGGGCCUGUCCCCCCCACACACAGUCACUGGGGCCCUGCAGCCUUCGGUCCUGGGAGAGGAAUAAGCAAGGAAGGAAAAGAGGGGUCCUGUCUUUGCACCUGCAGCAGUGGAGACCCCUGUUGGUGGAGUCGGGUGUGGGGCAGUGAGUUCAGUGCAGACAAGGUCCAGGAUCAGGGGCGAGUGUGGCCCUUCUGGCUAGCAGGUCCCUGACUCCCAAGAAGGAGGAGGAGGAGGAGGAGGAAGAGGAGGAGGAGGGUUUUGGCCUUGUAUUAUGUUUUCUUCUUUUUCUGUGUCCUCCCACCCCCCCCCUCACCCCCCCCCCCCCUUAGCACAUUGUACUUGAAUUACCUCAGUUUUUUGUGACCUCAUGAGCUUUCUUAACCCCUGCAUCUCCUUUUUUGGUUGGGGUUGGAGGGAUGCGGGAAGGGAGUUUUUCUGUUUCGGGGCGUAAGUGAAGAGGUGGUUGAGUCCACUUCAGCUGACCCACUCUCAGCCACCCUGGAGGCCGGCCGCCCUCCAGCUAGAAGGAGCAGUGCAAAGCGGAGAACUCAGGACGUGGGGGUGAGGGGGCUGGUGGGCAGAAGGGGAGGGUUGGGGGGGCAGCGCCCGAGCCUGGAGCCCCUCUCGGCUCCGCCUGCGGCCUGCUGUCUUUACCAGUGCACUUACCCGCAAUUUGGGGGGCUCCCUGGGGCCGGGGCGGCCUCGGGCCCUUGCAACAUGUCACCCCACUUUGCGUGUAUUACUGUUGCCAAAAUCGGUCUCUUCCCGGCUGGUGUGGGGGUGCACCAGCCUCGGUUGUGUUUUUUUCGGGGGGGGGGGGGAGGGAGGGGGCGUUGUUUUUCUAAAAGCUACCUCUUAUGUUUGUCUGGUUGUUCUUUGGUUCCCUUCUGGCCUCCCACUCUGCGUCCCUCUUCUCCACGCCCCCCCCCCCCGCCACCCCGUGCCCCCUGAGUUUGGAAAGCCUGUCCGCAGUAUUUACGUUGGCUUCGGGACGGGACGGCCUUCUUGCUUGGUCACGAGAGCUGCUUGCGUAUUUUCUUUCCCUUUCCUGGCUGCCGAGGCUGGCUGCGGCUUUGUAUUUUAGGUUUUAGAAAGUGGUAGAGGAAAACAGUUGGGGGGGAGGGGGGAUGAAGGAUAGGAGUGUCGGAUGAUGGGGUUGCCUAAACCCCCACCCAGCCCAGCCCUCCUGCCCGCUCCCUCCCCCCGAGUCUGCCCCAAUUCCCCCCCAACACCAACACCACAUCUGAAGGCCUUAAAAAUUGUGUGAUGCGGGGACUUGAGUUGAGGGGGACAGUGUGGGGUGCGGAGGGAGGCAGCUUUGCGGCUCUCUGAACGACAGGGGUUUCGGAAAGGAAAAAAGAAAUAUCGGUGAAACUUGAACUACGUGGCGAGAGCAGUCGUUGGGUUUCUGUGAGUGAACGCGGGAAGGGUUCCUGUAGGAAACCAUCGUGCACUAAUGCUUCCUCCCCGAUCUGGGAAGAAGAGAGGGCCUGGCCGGCCCUCGGGAGGUCCCGCAAUCCCAGAAUCCACCCUCUGAACAGCGCGAGCCGUCACUCGGCUCUGGUGGGGAAGGAAACACAAAUCCAAAAUCCAACUAUUCCGAAGCAGGGCCAGUGGGCACGGGACAGAGGUGAGGGAGGGAGAGAGGGCCCCCGCCCCGCCCCGCCCUGCCCCGCCCCCUCCCCCGCCUCCCGGUUCACAAAAAGUUGAGAGGGUUGAGCUAAUAUUUACAAAUUGUAAUAUUUUUGUAAUAUGUGUUGGUUCCUUUGUCAGUUCGACAGGACUGUGCUCUUUCCUUCUGUGAUGUGAAUAGGAGAAAAAAAAAGACAAAAAAAAAAACCAACCAACCACAACCCCUAUCCCUGCACUACCACUGGUGAUCAUACUUCCCUUCAUACUUGUGUGCGUGUGUGUGUGUGUGUGUGCCUGCGUGCUGUUCAUGUGUGCUUGUGUGUCCAAUCACGCGGUGUGGGCAUUCUAGGGGAUGGCGGCAUUGGGUAGCAGGGGGUCAACCUCUGCCGGUCCCCCACACCCCAGGGCCCAGUGGGGUCCUGGGGGAAGCUGGGGAGGGUUGGGAGGGAAGCUGGGAGAUGUGGGCCCCCUCCCCAGGCACCCCAGGGGAGCCCUCCCCGGCCUCUUUCCUGGCUGCCUUCCCCCCAGGACUAAAGAGGAGGGCCCAGGUGAGGGACAGAAGUGACCGGAAGCUUCCCAUGUGUCCGGUAGGGGCGGGGCUGGGGCCACAGGAGGGUGGAGGGGGGCUCUGUCCCCAAACGAGAGCUGAGUCUUUGCACUUAACUUGCCCCCGCUGCCUUAGCUGCUGACACCGCACUUGCUCCUGCCUUCCUUCACCGCAGCUCCUCAGCCGGCUCAGGUCUGAGUCGGGGACUCCCUUUCCUGUGCUCAGCUCCUGCUGAACGUGUGUACCGCUCAACGCUUGCGGCCACAUGUACCCCUCCCCCUUCACGUGCCCCUCCCCGGCCCCGCCCCUCGCUCCUUCCAGGCGUUCAAAUCCUAUGUGUAUAUAGGAUAGACAAAUAUAUAGAGAGAUUAUACAUAGCAAGAGAGAUAUAAAAUAGUAAAUAUCAUUGCUGCUGUGGGCUGCUUCGGAGGAGGCUGCGAAGACGGGGAAGGUAGAUUCGGGCUGCAGGGGGUCGGGGUGGGGCGGGUGGGAGGCUGGGGGACCCAGUGAUUCAGUACAAUCCAGGGAUGCAACGCCGGCUUGUUGAAUCUGUGCCUGAACCGUUUUUCCAUGUUUCAAAAGAAAAAAAAAGAAAAGAAAAAAAAAGAAAAAGUAAAAAAAAAAAAAAAAAAAGCAAGCCACAAAUUUGCAAUGUGUCACACGUGUGCGGUCCCCGUGAGGAGGCUGCGGGUCUGGUGGGCUGGAGCCUGCCACACUGCCCAUCUACUGACCGACCGAGGGGACAGUGGUGGGCAAGGCUGGGGAGGUGGGGCUGGUGGUGGCGGCGGCUUUCUGCACGCCCCACAGGAGAGGAAGCAGGGCCAGUGGGCAUGGGACGGAGGCGGAGGCGAGAGAGGACAGCCCUGCUCCUCGCUCCGGGGCCCUUCCAGAUGCCAGAGACAAAGUGACCAGCUGGGUGGGCGGGGCCCGAACGGGGCGUGGCCAGGGAGGGGCGUGGCCUGGUAGGCUCCGCCCCCACCCAUCUGGGGCCGUGGGCGCUCCCCCCUUCCUACCCCCUGCAGACAGGGUCCCGGCCUCCUGGGGUGUCCUAGGAAUUGUUCCCAUAGUGUUAUGCAUGAUCUUCGUAAGGUUAAGAAGCCAUGGUGGUGGUACACCAUGACAUCGACUCAUAUAUAUAAAGAUAAAUAUAUAUAUAUGUAUGUAAAUUAUAGCACUGAGGCCCCCCCGGCCCUGCUGGACCAAGCAAAACUAAGCCUUUUUGGUUUGGGUUUUUAACGUUUUGUUCCGUUGUAUGUGUGUUUCUGUGGCUUGUCUUCUGUCGUGACAGCGCAAGUGCCAGUCCGGUCGCUCUGUAUCACAGAAUAGUGUUUUUGAUUGAUUGACGUUCUAGUUUAUGUCUACCUCAGCGCCUCCUCUUAGCCUGACUUCAGGGGGCUGCCCAAUUUCGUUUCUUCAAUUUUACUGGUUACUUUUUUGUACAAAUCUCUCUCUCUCUCCCUUCCUCUCUCCCUCCCUCUCUCUCUCUUUCUCUCUGCAUCUCCUUUCCUCUCCUCUCUCCUGUAAAUCUUUUCCAUCCUCUCUAUCUAUCACCUAUCUAUCUAUCUAUCUGUCUCUCUGUCUAUCUCCCUCUCUCUCUCCCGACCUGCUGACCCAGCCCAGUACUCAUUUGGUCCCUCCCAGCCCUGGUCUCUCCAGAAUUGACUGAACUUCUCUGUCGGGCCCUGGUUGCAGCUUCCCGCAUCUGCCUUCGUUCCGUGUAGAUUGAUGCGUUUCUUUGUAAUUUCAGUGUUUCUGACAAGAUUUAAAAAAAGAAAAAAAAGGAAAAAAAAAAGAAAAAAUGAAUUUACUGCUGCAGGUUUUUUUCUCUCUCCAUGUGUCACUAAGUGAAGUUUGUGCCUUCUAUAGCAAAGAGAAUAUUUUUUACAUCCUACUAACAGUAGAUUUUUUUGUAGUGAACAUUUUUUGUAUUUUUAUUUAUAAGUCUCAUAAGAAAAAAUAGCAAUGUUCAGUUGUAUACCUUGAAUCUGCAGUUAGAAGAGAAUAAAGUUAAUUCAGUUGUCUCUGGA
Molecule: messenger RNA, 7397 nt
Organism: Sorex fumeus (smoky shrew)
Lineage: Eukaryota; Metazoa; Chordata; Mammalia; Eulipotyphla; Soricidae
Gene: ZBTB16
Product: zinc finger and BTB domain containing 16
Exons: 7
Coding region: 383-2407 (674 amino acids)
Biological process (GO): regulation of cytokine production; negative regulation of transcription by RNA polymerase II; regulation of immune system process
Molecular function (GO): protein binding
Source: RefSeq, a predicted model, not a curated record